UGUACGGGUAAACGUAUAACUUACAUAUUUUGUCAAUGUGGACGACACGGAAUCAAUUAAUUCGAACAUAUUGUGGGCAAGUGUGUGACGUCGAUUUUAUUGUAAAGCUUUGGUUGCAUCACUAAUUUCACCGUAGUCAAUUAUCUACCCUCCUCCAAGGACUAGGUUUGAUCAAAAAUUCCUCGGACGCUGUAACGUACGCAUAUUUUAAGAUUAUGAACCACUAAUUAAAAAGUUGGGGAGGAUUUAAAAUCCAUGCAAAAAAUUAAAUCGUACCCUUGCGGGUUUUUAAUGAAACCAGUGUCUAAAAAUUAGUUAACACUUUGAAAUGCCUCAGUUCACUACAAUUACAACUUUGACACGCCGCGGCAUGAAUUCUACUAUUUCUUUGUCACUUCCGGUCAUACGUUUACCCACACUUCGCUUAAAAUAACACGCAAGUCAUGUUUGGGCUUCGAUUGUCGGUUCGAAAUAUCCUCCUCACCAAUUAUGCCCAUAAAUCUUCGAUGAGAUUUAGGCCAGUAGGUCAGGCAACCCACGAAAGACCAUUAAUUCCUUUUCACUCGAGGUUCCGAUUAAUAAACUUCGUACAAGUGCGAAGGAUUUUAGGAUCUGCGUCGAAGUGCAAAAUUAUUUUCAACAUGAGUCUCAAUUUUCUCGCUCAGCGGACUUGGUUUCCCUCCAGAAUUGUCUGCUGGACUUCCUUGUUGAUGAUUUACUCAGUAAAGAUAAAGUUCCAAUACAAUUCCAAAAUUUUAGGGCCCAAACAAUUGCAAUUCCUUCACUAUUACACGGUCUUUUUCAUGCAUCUGGGUUUAUGAGCUUCUCCAGGUUUCCUCCACAUCUUCACGGCUGCAUUUGACCUAAAUGUGUUGAAUAUGAUUGUGUCAUGCUGACUGACACGUUUUUAGACUUUCAAAUUCCUUUAGCUGAGGACCAGGGUCCAAUUAGGACGCUUCGCCAUAUGCGACUUAUAAAUAAAUUCCUUUUUGCUCGCACUUCGACCCUUAAACCCCAUUUCCCGAAUCCGGCUUCUGAUUCUCAUAGUGGAAACUGUUCUGUUGAAUUGUUCUUGAAGUUAAGGUGCAAUUUUCGGAGCCAAAUGUCCUUAGUUGGACAAGUUCUUGCUGGUUAGAUUUCGAUGCUCGCCCUUGGUCAAUGCCGUUUUGUGUCUGCGUCAAUGAAAAUUACCCAAGAAUCCAGGUUUCAUCCAUGUUUGGACAAUGAAUUGGAUAAUAGGCUCCUAAACCUUCGUGACCAAUGCAAUUUUGUACUAACAUAUCCCUCUCCAAUGCAGAAAAAUAACCCUCUUUCUUCUCACGGCAUAUAUCUAUUUUCUGCUCAUCUUACAGGAUGUCUAGCAGCAUCAAAGUCAAAAAAUUUGAAACUUUUUACAUACAAAUAUUAAAAAACCGUAAAUAAAUCGAAUUUCAUUUAAAAAUUAUUGUUUUUGAGUGUGUGGAAGAACGAGAUGAUUAAAAACUGAAAGGGUACGAUUUAAUUUUUUGCACGAGUUUUCAUUUGUCCUCUAUUAUUUAAUUAAUGGUCCAUCUUCGGUAAGGAAAACGACAAAAUCCAUGUGAUAUUCGGAAUCUACAUUAAAUUUACUACAAAACAGAUGUCUUCCGUAGUAAGAAUUGAUUUCCAGAAACAAGAGACCCAUUAGUUUAUGAUACCUCAGAAAAGGAUGGCCCAAUUAUCUGUAUUCUUCUCAUUAUUCCUCACAUUCUGCACCACCGUUUCUGCCAUCAAUCCAACCUCCUACCCGGAAAUUAACAAUUUUCAAGAAACCCAACUUUUCUGCAUUCAAGAAUCCGCGUCUGGUGGGUUUCUCCAUUACAACGGAUACUCCGAUCAGGAUCAUCUCUUCGGGUUAAGCGUAUCCCAAACCGACUCGUGUUUCGAAGAUGACCGAUUUCUAUUUCGGAACGUCCUCGACAAUGACGGGUUCGUCUGGAUACAGAACGUCAAUCUGGCCUUGCCCCUUCAAAAAUUUGGUGCCUUUAUGGUUGACAAAUGGCAAGAAUUCAUUGUCAUAGGACGAUUCGCAGCGACGGGAGAAAUUCGGGUUUACGUAUUCCGCCAUGAGACCGGGUUAAUAUUGAGUUCGGGGAAUGAUCAUGCCAUCGGAGGGGGAGGCACGGGCCCGUUUCGUGUUCUAAAUACUACAAUUGUAUUAGACUUGGCGGCACGGUGGGAAUUUUUGUAUGAAGGCGGAACUACAUUUUCCGACAGUACGACAACUACACCGCCUGCCACAUCCCCCACAAAUUCAGUCACCCCCACAACCACAGCUGCAACUACGCCCAGUUCGGCGGAAGGAAAUUUUAAAUCAAUUUUCUCCCUAGUCAUAUCGUUGAUAAUACUUAAUUUAGCCUUUGUACAUAUAAGGACAGAAGAAUUUAUUGAGUAAAUAUAUAAAUAUGUAUAUCACAAAGUCGUGUAGCACAGGGUUAUAAUGCUAUCAAAAAUAUUGCUUUUUAUUAAGCGAAUA
Molecule: messenger RNA, 2494 nt
Organism: Folsomia candida
Lineage: Eukaryota; Metazoa; Arthropoda; Collembola; Entomobryomorpha; Isotomidae
Exons: 3
Coding region: 1670-2413 (247 amino acids)
Source: RefSeq, a predicted model, not a curated record